Molecule: messenger RNA, 327 nt
Organism: Acaulospora morrowiae
Lineage: Eukaryota; Fungi; Glomeromycota; Glomeromycetes; Diversisporales; Acaulosporaceae
Source: the annotation of a GenBank genome assembly
AUGGCCAAGCCAAAAUUACAACUCGAGUCCAAUAGCAUAUUAUCGGAAUUCGUAAAUAAUGUUUUCGAGAACGUAUUGCUCAUCUUGAUGGCACUAUUCUUUUCGUUCGGAGGUUCACUACUGUCGAGCGGGAAAACUACAGGUUCGGGUGAACCAAACGUGCAACUAAUCCUGGUAGCGAACCAACCCAAGCACCUUUACGAGGUCCUCAAGAAGGCCACGGGUAAAGACAUGAGUCUCAAUAUAGAAGAGGGUCAAAGAUGCCGAACGUCCGCACGUGGUCACAAGAGACACCAAACACGUUGUCAUUCCACGCCCACCUAUUAA